Messenger RNA from Aspergillus ibericus CBS 121593, 638 nucleotides. RefSeq lists its product as uncharacterized. The coding region runs from base 352 to 594 and encodes 80 amino acids. The record is from RefSeq and is a predicted model, not a curated record. NCBI's taxonomy places the organism in Eukaryota, Fungi, Ascomycota, Eurotiomycetes, Eurotiales, Aspergillaceae. The transcript has a single exon.
CACACUUUAACCUAGGAUCUAUCCAUCUAGACUGCAACUAGUGCGUUCUUUGUCCGGCGGGCGGUAGAUACAAGGUAAGAAGAAGGUAGGGUCGAUGUGUCGGCCCGGCGAGACGAGCCCGUGGUCGAUGGGGGGGAAGAAGAUGUGCCCGUCCAUGGUUGCCCCCCUUAUCACUUUGCAUCAUUACCAGAGAUGAUGAGAUUGCUUGGCGGGGCAUGGAUCCUUGUGAGGUCAUACUGGGGAAGAACAAGUUGAUUACAUAGUCCAUUAGGAGUUGAUCAGCUUUGCCCGCUGAAUUGGGGACCACAACGGUUCCUGGGGCGGGUUGUUCGUAUACCUGAAUAGGGAUAGAUGGCAGAUCAAUGUCGUGGCUACUGGGCUAGUUUUGUGAUGAGCGGCUGGGUUGCGUUGCUUGAUUGUUCGGGGGUGGUGGUCGUUGGGUGGGGUUUAGUGAGGUCGCUGUUAGUCAGAAGGAGGAACCUGGCAAGUCCGGUCAAAGACGUCACCACCCGAGGAUAUCGCGAAGUCGGUCGUGGCGAUCGAUCCGGUACACACAGAGCACAGUCAUUGGCGGAUAUGUGGACGGAGAAAUAGAAGGUAAAGGCACAUGAAAUUCAUUCCAUGGGAGGGAAAGGAAG